Messenger RNA from Owenia fusiformis, 1147 nucleotides. Lineage: Eukaryota; Metazoa; Annelida; Polychaeta; Sabellida; Oweniidae. The record is from the annotation of a GenBank genome assembly.
GUAAUGAAAGGAAACCGAUCACCAUUACCAAACCAGCUGAUGGUAAUACCAUUGACGAAAGUAAUGAAAGGAAACCGAUCACCAUUACCAAACCAGCUGAUGGUAAUACCAUUGACGAAAGUUAUGGAAGGAAACCAAUCACCAUCACCAAACCAGCUGAUGGUAAUACCAUUGACGAAAGUUAUGGAAGGAAACCAAUCACCAUCACCAAACCAGCUGAUGGUAAUACCAUUGACGAAAGUUAUGAAAGGAAACCGAUCACCAUUACCAAACCAGCUGAUGGUAAUGCCAUUGACGAAAGUUAUGAAAGGAAACCGAUCACCAUCACCAAACCAGCUGGUGGUAAUAUCAUUGAUGACAUUAACGGGAGACCAAUCACCACUAACAAACCAGUAGGUUAUACCAAUGACGAGGGAAGUGGCAGUAUACCUAUCACCAUCACCAAACCAGGUGACAGUAAUAACAUUGACAAAAGUACUGGUAGGAUAACCAUCAACAUCAUAAAAUCAGCUGAUAAUGAUACCAUUAAUGAAAGUAAUGGGACAGCAUCGACUACCAAACCACCCGAUGUAACUACUAAUGAUAAAAGCAAUAGGAGGAUACCGAUCACCAUCACCAAACCAGCUGUAAAUCAUAUCCUUGAUGAAAGUAAUGGAAGAAUUAGAAAACCAAUUACCGUCACGAAACCAUCUGAUGGUAAUACUAUUGAUGAAAGUAACGAAAAGCUACCGAAUACCAUCACCAAACCAGCUGAUGGUAAUACCAUUUAUGAAAGUUAUGGGAGAAUACCGAUCACCAUCACCAAAACAACUGAUGGUAUUUCCAUUGAUGGAAGUGAAGCGACGAUACCAAUCACCAUCACCAAUACAUCUGGUGGUAAUUCCAUUGAUGAAAGUGAAGUGUGGAUACCAAUCAACAAACUUGCUGAUGGCAAAAUCACUGAUGAAAGUAAAGGGAGGAUACAGAUUACCAUUACCAAACCAGCCGAUGGUAAUUUUAUUUAUGGAAGCAAAGGGUGGAUUCCGAUCACUAUCAACAAACCAGCUGAUGACAAUAUCAUUGAUGAAAGUCAUGGGGAAAUACCGAUUACCAUCACGAAACAAAUGGAUGGUAAUACCAUUGAAGAAAUAAAAGGUGGAAUACCGAU